Molecule: messenger RNA, 3533 nt
Organism: Plectropomus leopardus (leopard coralgrouper)
Lineage: Eukaryota; Metazoa; Chordata; Actinopteri; Perciformes; Serranidae
Gene: flrt2
Product: fibronectin leucine rich transmembrane protein 2
Molecular function (GO): protein binding
Source: RefSeq, a predicted model, not a curated record
ACUGAAUCCAUCUAAGAAAACAACUCCUCGCAGGGAGUCCGGGCUCUGAGCUGCGGAGACACUGAAGGCAAGUUUGCGCUCCCCGUUAAACGGCGCACCGGAGCGGACCGGACGGACGAACGCAGCUGGCCGUCAUGGCCCGUGGCGGACACUUGGGCGAGUGCGUCCUCACCGAGUGUGGAAGGGGAGAGGUGGGCGCCGCGAUCACCCUGCCGCCGCUGUCUUUGCGCCGCUGCUGCUGCUGCUGCGGACGGUGUUGAGUUAACGCGGAGGAGCUGAAGGGAACGAACACAGACCAAAAAAAAAAAAAAAAAGUGCGGACAGCGGUGAGGACAACCGAGCGGGACCCAUGCAGGGAAAUAUGCUGUUCCGUACAAUCACCGGGCUGCUGAUCGGAACCGACUGUUACCGAACGGACCUUUACGCACGGUCGUACAGCGGGACCGCAUGAAGGACGGAGGCGCGGGGGAAAAGUUGAACGGGUUUUGUGAUGGAUAAAUGCUCGCCAAAGGUCUGUGGAUCCAAAUGUCACCCCCCCUGGACUCUGCCCUGGUCGGGGACCGGCUGCGUGUGACGGACAGGCGAGUAGAGCCUGCGGUGGCUCUCUUACUGCGCGGCUUUAAAUUGGCCCUGGCUGAGCUCUGCAUGGAGCAGCGAGUGAAGAGUCCGGCUACGGUCUGAUGUCUCAGCAUGGAUGGAGUCAGUCAGAGGACUGGCCACCACUAAUGAGACCAUCGCUCUUCAGCUGAGGACUAGCAUUUACAGGAUUACUCCCACGGCUUCCUGCUAACUGCAUCAUUACCAAGCUAGUUGGACCUUUCGUGGCUCUGGUUUUUGGUGGAUAUAUACGUCAUUCUGAUUUUCAUAUUACUCCCUUUUCAGUUUUUCUUUGUCUUUUUUUUUUGGUUUCCCUUUUCCUGUUUUGGUUUUCCACUAUGGAGUUUCUGGCCAGACCUUGGAAUAAAGAUUGGGCUUCAUUCUUGCAGUUUUGGUUGACUGUCAUCCUGAGCCUCCAAAUGCAGUUCAGCCCGGGCGCCUCUUGCCCGGAGGAGUGUCGUUGUGACAAAACGUUUGUGUACUGCAACGAGCGCAGCCUGACAUCAGUGCCUCUGGGGAUACAGGAGGGCUACACGGUCCUCUACCUUCACAACAACCAGAUCAACAAUGCUGGCUUCCCUGUGGAGCUUCACAACGUGGCCUCUGUGGAGACCGUGUUUCUCUACGGCAACCAGCUGGAUGAGUUCCCCGUCAAUCUGCCCAAAAACACCAGAGUCCUGCACCUCCAGGAGAACAAUAUCCAGACCAUCUCCAGAGCGGCCCUGGCGCAGCUCACUCGACUGGAGGAGCUGCACCUGGAUGAUAACUCCAUCUCCACGGUGGGGGUGGAGGAAGGGGCCUUCAGGGAGGCGGUGAGCCUCAAACUCCUCUUCCUCACCAAGAACCACUUAAGCAGCGUUCCCAUCGGCCUCCCGGAGGACCUGAAGGAGCUGCGGUUGGAUGAGAACCGCAUCGCUCAUAUAGCAGAGGAGGCCUUCCAGAAUGUGACACGCCUGCAGCGCCUCCUGCUGGACGGGAACCUGCUGACGGAUGAGGGCAUCGCGCCGGGGACCUUCCAGGACCUGGCGACCCUCCGUGAGCUGGCCCUGGCCCGUAACUCACUCACCUUCCCCCCUCCGCUCCUCCCGAGCCAGUCGCUGGUCAAACUCAGCCUGCAGGAGAACCAGAUCAACCAGAUCCCUGUGGCGGCCUUUGCUGACCUCAACAGGCUGGAAAAACUGGAUAUCUCCAGCAACCAGCUGCAGACGCUGACGCAGGGCGUGUUCGACGGCCUGUCGAGCCUGAAGCAUCUCGUGGUGCGGAACAACCCGUGGCGUUGCGAUUGCGCCGUGAAGUGGGUGGUGGUGUGGCUCAAGUCUUUGCCGCCCUCCAUAAACGCCCGCGGCUUCACGUGCCUGAGUCCGGACAAGGUGCGCGGCAUGGCAAUCAGAGAGCUCACGCUGGAUAUUAUCGAGUGCCCCGUGGACGCCGACCAGCUGCCCUGGCCCACGCUCCGCUCCACUCCCCCUCCCCCACCCACAACCACCCCUAUCACCACCAUGAUCUCCACCCUCAUCACCACAUCCAUCCCGUACUACUUUGACUCACCCUCCCCUCCCUUACCCCCAAUCCAUCACAACCCUCCUGGGCCUCUUCCGCCUUACGAGGACCCCCUUCAGAUCUCCUUCCACGUGGUCAACUCCACCAGUAUCGAGGUGAGCUGGGCUUCCUACUUCACCGUCACCGCCUACAAGGUCACUUGGGUCAAAAGGGGCCAAAGCCAAAUAAACGAAGGGAUGCGGGAGAGGACGGUGAGCGGGGACCGGCGGCAGAUCAGCCUCACCAACCUGGAGCCCCGGUCCGUGUAUCGGAUCUGCGUGCACGUCUUGGACACCCUUAACUCCUACCGUCCCGGAGAGGAUACUAUAUGCUCUGAGGCCAGGACCAAGGCUGUUGCGUCUACGAAGCCUCCCGGUAGAGAGCAGGCUCCUCAGGAGAGCAUCAACUCCACGCUGCUAAUGGCUGGGAUCAUAGGCGGGGCGGUGCUCAUCGUCCUGGUGACGCUGCUCAGCUUGUUCUGCUGGCACAUGCACAGGAAGAGCCGGUCGUCUUCGACCAAGUGGAAAUACAACCGGGGCAGGAGAAAAGACGACUACGGCGAGGCCGGGACCAAGAAGGAUAACUCCAUUCUGGAGAUGACUGAGACCAGUUUCCAGAUUGUGGCGCUGAACAAUGAGCAGCUGCUGAAGGGAGAUUUCCGCAUUCAGCCCAUCUACACGCCCAACGGGGGCAUUGGAUUUAGAGACUGUCACCUCAGUAACAACAGCAUAGCCUACUGCAAGAGCAGCAACGUGCCCAGUACAGAGUUCUGCCACACGUGAUGCGGCGGCACAUAGUAGAGCGGCAUUCACACACACACACAUACCGAAAAAACACUAAUGCAUAAAUACACAUUUGUGAAGAAAAACAUAGUGAAAUAUAACUGUACUAUAUAUAUUUCCAAGUUCUGUCUACAAUGUAAUUUAUACUGUGGAUAAUAAUGUGGGAUUCUCUGCUAUCUUUUUUAUCUUAGAAGAAGAGAUACAAGUGUUUCUUUUUUUUAUAACCAGCAGGGUUUUGAACGUUGUUUUAAUGGUCAGUACUGUACACGAACACGGAUUUGUACAAUCACGGCACCCUGGGUGUAGCUUCUGACGGACGCCGUCAGCCGUGGAAAUGUUGGGGCGCUUUAAGAGGGCUGGGAUCCUUUGCUAACCACAGAAGCAAAAAAAUAAUAAUAAUAUGGCCUCUUUUUUUUUUUUUUUUGGCUCUUUGAAAUCCUGCGAGCUACAACAGAACGGUAGUAAAGACAACACAGCACAGGGGAAAUCCAAACACUGCUGAUUAGUGGAAAUACAGCACUGGUUCACUGCUGGUGAAAAAAGAAGUGCACUUUUUUAUUAACCCUUUGAAAACUGGAGCAACGUAGCUUUUCUUGUGCUGAUUUCAGAUGCUUU